This is a messenger RNA of Ciona intestinalis (vase tunicate), 2230 nucleotides long. The record is from RefSeq and is a predicted model, not a curated record. Lineage: Eukaryota; Metazoa; Chordata; Ascidiacea; Phlebobranchia; Cionidae.
UGCAGUAUAUAUGCAGCAUUUGUAAGAUGCAUAGCCUGCAGGAGGUUCAUCUUUUUCGAUAAUAAAUCUUAUUCUACUUACAUAUUAUAGUACUGUGGUGUAAGAUGGGAUAUCGUUAACACCAAAAAUAUUUCCGAAUCGUGUUUGAAACAAUUAAUAACACUUCCUAUUGUCGUUGGCUACAAAUGUCCUAUGCUACCCCACUGUACUAUACAUUAUGUUGUUUGCAGUUUAUUAAGACUAACUUGAACAACGAAAAGUGAAUUACCAUGGCGAAAGAGCCAACCCAGAAGCCAGGUUACGAAUUGAACGACGAAUGCAACGCACAAGCCGAGAAGAUGCCGCUGGCCGUGGAAGAGAUACAAAAUGGGGAAAAGAAAACUAAACGUGAGACAUGGAGUAGCACGACAGAGUCUUUCUUAUCGCAUCUAGGAGCAGUGAUUGGACUCGGGAACAUUUGGAGAUUCCCUUACAUUACUUACACCUAUGGUGGCGGGGCGUUUCUCAUACCGUACAUUAUGUUCGCUGUGCUGUGCGGGUUUCCGAUGCUUUUUCUUGAAGUGGCUUUGGGUCAAUACACCCGAGAGGGAGCAGUUAAUGCUUGGAACCUAUCACCGUUAAUGAAGGGAAUCGGUUUCGGCUGUGCAGCUAUAUGUCUCUACUCGUGUACCUACUACAUUACAGUCAUGGCUUGGGGAAUCUUCUAUUUGGUACAUACUUUCACCACUCGCCCUCUACCUUGGAUGCAUUGCGACAAUUGGUGGAACACGAACUCGUGUAUAACUUACGACACUCUUCUAAACGGUACAAUGUCGGCGAACAUAAGUUUACAUAAAGAACUGCCUAUCAUUGAGUUUUGGGAUCGUUACGUCUUACGAAAGUCAGUUGGCUUGGAAACCAUGGGCUCUAUUGACAAUUGGCAAAUGGUGCUAUCUUUAAUUGCGGCAUGGGUGCUCAUCUAUUUCUGCAUCUUUAAAGGAGUAAAGUCGACUGGCAAGGUGGUCUACUUUUCUGCAACUUUUCCCUAUGUUGUCCUGGCCAUAUUGUUAGUUCGUGGAUGUACACUACCGGGCGCAGCAGAAGGUAUUCGUUACUACCUCCAACCGAAUCUAACCAAGCUUCAAGACCCAAACGUUUGGGUGCAAGCUGGGAGCCAGGUUUGUUACUCCUACGCUAUUUGUUUUACCGUUCUUGUGGCGUUUGGAAGUUAUAAUGAUUUUCACAUCGACUGCUACAAGCACACCAUCAUACUGACAACGUCAUGCUCAAUGACGUCAUUCGUAGCGGGAUUCGCCAUAUUCAGCGUCUUAGGCAAUUUAGCAGAGGUGACACACAAAAACGUAUCGGACGUUGUUGCCUCAGGUCCCGGUUUGGCAUUUCAAAUUUAUCCUUCUGGUUUAUCAUUGCUACCCCUACCUCACCUCUGGAAUGCUUUGUUCUUCCUUAUGAUUAUAACAGUAGCGAUUGACAGUCAGUUCUGCUGCCUGGAAGGAUUUGUUACCAUAAUAUGCGGGUCGUGGAAGUGGGCAAACCGAAACAAAGAAUUAUUCAAUGCUUGCCUUUGCUCUGUUCUCUUGGUAUUUGGCUUGGUUUUCAUGACAGAGGGCGGAAUUUACGUUUUCGAGAUAUUUAACAACUACGCAGUCAGUGGCAUUGCAUUGUUGUUUCUAGCGACCAUGCAAUCCAUCGCUAUAGGUUGGAUUUACGGAGCCGAUAAGUUUUACGAGCACAUAAAAGAAAUGAUCGGAUAUUAUCCAUCUGCGUUCUUAAAGUUUUGUUGGGUCAUUGCCACUCCUACUUUAACAACGGGAGUUUUUCUGUUCUUCCUCAUAAAGUACAAACCGUUAAAAAUUGGAGAAUACGAGUACCCAGGCUGGGCGAAUGCGAUUGGUUGGUGCAUGUGUUUAUCCUCGUGUAUCUGUGUGCCGGCAUACGCGGUUUACCAGCUGUUACUUUACCCGGGCUCUUUGAGAGAGAGAUACAGAAAAGCUACGGCUUCGAUUGGAAAAUUUGAAAAACGUAACAGCAUCCAGAAAGACACUCCUUCACUCAUGGAAGAAGAGUAUAUUGUACAAAGUAUUUAAAACAAUGGGCGCUGCUGUUUUUUGUGAAAUGUAUUAUUCUAAUAGUAAGCUUUGCUAUAGGCACGAUGCUGUUGUAAAUAUAAAAAUCUAAAACACGAAGUUUGCGUAAAACAAAUUUAACCAAUAAAGUUCUGUCAGCUCCUUGA